Molecule: messenger RNA, 6551 nt
Organism: Hymenoscyphus albidus
Lineage: Eukaryota; Fungi; Ascomycota; Leotiomycetes; Helotiales; Helotiaceae
Source: the annotation of a GenBank genome assembly
AAGUACUCGUACUGUAUGGGCCAAAUUAUAUAGGCACCUCCAUCUCACUCCAGACAUCUUUCACGUCCGUUGGCCAUUCACAGCGUCUUGAUCGCCUCAAUCAAUACACUCAUACUCAUACCCACACUCACUUUGCCUGUUUUUGACAAACGUAGAUUUUCACCUGCAAUCCGUCCUUUCUUCUUCUCUCUUCCAAACCGAUCCAUCCGCCAACCACAAUCUUGGUCCAAACUAAUUGCGCUCUGUGUGACGCACCUACACCCUCGUAUAUCCAUGUAUGCGCGUUACAUCCUUCGCCCUCCUUGACCGAUCUGUAACUUCUCGCACCGCAAAUACAUCCUCACAGGGUCCUUGCGCCUCCCUAGGCUUGCCUCAAGGCAAUGGCGUCAAACAAUCCGGCGCUGCAGGAAAAGCUGCAGGAGUUGGAUCACGAACUUGAGGUAAGCCUCUAAACUUCAAGAAUGACGCUUUGCGUGGAUCGCCACAAUUCUGGCAGGAAGCCGGUAUCCUUAGUAUUUCUACUAACGAGUCUCUAGGAAGGCGAUAUCACAGAAAAAGGGUACGAACAUCUUCACCCAGUUUUGCCAGUUCAUGGCGAGCACAUUUUCUUGGGAAUUCAGCACUAACUCACCCAUGCAGGUACCAAAAACGGCGGACACUCUUGCUCUCCCAGUUUAUGGCCGCUUCUGCCAAUACUCCCGAAUUAAGAGGCCUACAAGUCCACUCUUCCAACGAUACAGUGCAUCCGUCAAACGAUGAAUCUCGUAGCGCAUCGCUCGCCGCACUCAAUGCGAACUCAAACUAUCCCGGCGAUUCCUAUGGCCAUACACCCCAAAUACCACCACAGUCACCAGCGAGAUCGAGUUCAGGUGCUCGUUUGGAUACAAUGGCAAGUGGUUUUGGUGGCUUUGGAGAUAGCCGAGCGCAUGAGGGGGGUUUCGCUUCAGGGGGAAGACCGCAAGAGUUGAAGCUAGGAGUUCACAAUCCUACACAGAGACCAACAUCAACAUCAUAUAGUCGAGACUCUUUGUUCUUACCCAAAGCACUGAUACCCGGCGAAGUGUCUGCCGAACCGACCAUGAUGACGGCAACAUCAACGAUGGCUUCAGGUGCGAACUAUGCUUUUAAUCCAGCCUAUCAAGCAGGCUAUUCUGAGCAGCAAGGCAAUGCUUAUGAAAGCCAGGCUGGAACCAUGAUGGAUUCGCAUGGAACAAUGCUAGGAGAGUCGCAACAGGGUUACUUCUCGGAUUUUGCUGGCCAGCAAGGGUACGACAAUAACAAUCAAGGUUACGAAAACAACGCACCACCGGGGUUUUACGGCGGUGGGCCACAACGGUAUUCUUCAAGUGAUGCCUUCUCUCCAACGGCCGCGAUGGCACCUCCAAUGCUUAACACUAGUGAUCUUCCCCCACCUGCCGCACUGGAGUACCAAAUGCCCCUAGAGCCCCGGGACCUUCCAUUUGCUGUCUACGAUCCUCACGAUGGAAAUACUCCAAUGUCGAAAUUCGAUAAUAUUGCCGCAGUAUUGAGACACCGAAGCAGAACAACUGCGAAAGCGCCUGCGUACUGGGUACUAGAUGGCAAGGGAAAAGAAAUUGCUUCCAUCACGUGGGAUAAACUGACCAGUAGAGCUGAAAAAGUCGCCCAAGUCAUUAGAGAUAAAAGUUCACUAUAUCGUGGUGAUCGAGUUGCUCUGAUUUAUCGUGAUACAGAGGUUAUCGAUUUUGCCAUCGCUCUUCUCGGGUGCUUCAUUGCUGGCGUGGUUGCUGUUCCUAUCAAUGAUUUAGAAGACUACGCAAAGCUCAACCUUAUUCUCACUUCUACACAAGCACAUCUUGCCCUCACUACCGACUACAACCUGAAAGCCUUCCAGCGAGACAUUACAACGCAAAAACUUAACUGGCCACGGGGUGUGGAAUGGUGGAAAACCAACGAAUUUGGGAGCUUUCACCCAAAGAAAAAGGACGAUGUCCCUCCUCUAACUGUUCCUGAUCUUGCUUAUAUUGAAUUCUCGCGGGCACCUACCGGAGACCUGAGAGGUGUCGUGAUGAGCCAUCGUACAAUCAUGCAUCAAAUGGCUUGUCUAAGCGCUAUAAUAUCAACCGUUCCAGAGGACACCCCGGGAGACACCUUCAAUUCUCAACUGAGAGACAAAAAUGGCAGACUCAUGGCUGGGAGUAGAAAUCGUGGCGAGAUUCUGCUCUCAUAUUUGGAUCCUCGUCAAGGUAUUGGAAUGAUUCUAGGUGUGUUGUUGACCGUAUAUGGUGGUCAUACGACUGUUUGGAUGGAAAGUAAGGCAGUUGAGACGCCCGGGCUGUAUGCACAUCUCAUUACAAAGUAUAGAGCGACAUUGAUGCUGGCCGACUAUCCAGGAUUGAAACGAGCAGCCUACAACUACCAGCAGGAUCCAAUGACGACCAGAAACUUCAAGAAGGGGAUCGAGCCAAACUUUCAGCACGUGAAAUUAUGUCUGAUUGACACUAUCACUGUCGAUAGCGAAUUCCACGAAGUUCUUGCUGACCGAUGGCUUCGGCCCAUGAGGAAUCCCAGAGCACGAGAGUUGGUGGCUCCCAUGCUCUGUCUCCCGGAGCAUGGCGGUAUGGUAAUAAGCAUGCGAGACUGGUUAGGCGGCGAGGAGAAUAUGGGCUGUCCUCUCAAACUUGACAUAGGAUCUGAUUCUGAUACAGAGGAGAAGACUGAAAAGAAAGACAAAAUCGCCGAAGAUGGGUUCAGCACAUUGAUUGGUGGCAGUACCACAACAAGAACGGAACAGCGUGGAAGAACCGAGCUGAGCGAGGUGCUACUAGAUCGCGAGGCGCUCAAAACAAAUGAGGUGGUCGUUGUCGCCAUCGGAGACGAGGCACGCAAAAAGGCUAGUACUGAGCAAGGAACAGUGAGAGUGGGUGCUUUUGGCUUUCCACUUCCUGAUGCCACUCUUGCUGUGGUUGAUCCAGAAACUGGCCUGUUGGCUUCUCCGCACUCCGUCGGUGAGGUUUGGGUGGAUUCGCCCUCUCUCUCAGGAGGGUUUUGGGCGCUGCCAAAGCACACAGAGCAGAUUUUCCAUGCCCGCCCUUACAAAUUCGAGCAAGGCGACCCAACGCCAAUGAUGGUAGAACCCGAGUUCUUGCGCACCGGCUUGCUGGGCACCGUUAUUGAAGGCAAGGUCUUCGUUCUUGGUCUUUAUGAGGAUCGAUUGCGGCAAAAAGUCGAAUGGGUCGAACAUGGGCACGAGAUUGCAGAGCAUCGUUACUUCUUUGUGCAGCAUAUCAUAGUAAGUAUAAUGAAGAACGUGUCGAAGAUAUACGACUGUUCCGCCUUUGAUGUUUUUGUCAACGAUGAGCAUCUCCCUAUCGUUCUACUUGAGUCUAUGUCCGCCUCCACGGCCCCAGCAACGUCCGGAGGACCCCCUCGACAACUAGACACGGCAUUGCUGGACUCACUGUCAGAGCGUUGCAUGGAAGUUCUCAUGCAAGAACACCAUCUACGAGUUUAUUGUGUGAUGAUUACAGCUCCCAACAGUCUACCAAAGGUUCUCAAGAAUGGCCGCCGGGAGAUUGGAAACAUGCUAUGUCGACGGGAAUUUGAUUCAGGGAAUCUUCCAUGCGUUCAUGUGAAAUUUGGCGUUGAACGAGCUGUACUCAAUCUACCAAUUGGCGUAGAUCCAAUUGGCGGAAUAUGGUCUCCACUCGCUUCACAGACCAGAGAAGACAUUCUGUCCCCAGGUGACAAGCAAUACUCUGGCAUCGACCGUCGAGAGGUUGUCAUAGAUGAUCGCACCUCCACUCCUUUGAACAAUUUCACUAGCAUUGUGGAUCUAUUACAAUGGAGAGUAGCACGCCAGUCUGAUGAGCUUUCCUACUGCACUAUUGACGGGAGAGGGAAGGAGGGAAAGGGCAUCACGUGGAAGAAAUUCGAUACCAAAGUCUCAGCUGUAGCGAUGUAUCUGAAAAACAAGGUCAAAGUUAAGGCUGGGGAUCAUUUGAUUCUGAUGUUUACACAUUCUGAGGAUUUUGUGUAUGCCGCCCAUGCUUGUUUCUGUUUGGGUGUCACGGCUAUCCCAAUGGCUCCUCUCGAUCAAAAUCGACUGAACGAAGACGCGCCGGCUUUCCUCCAUAUGGUAUCUGACUAUACCGUCAAGGCAGUGCUGGUGAACCAAGACGUCGAUCACCUUCUUAAACAAAAAGCCGUCUCCCAACACGUCAAGCAAUCUGCCCAAGUACUCAAGGUAUCUGUCCCAUCUGUUUACAAUACAACAAAGCCCCCCAAACAGAACAAUGGAUGUCGAGAUCUUGGCCUCACCAUGCAGCCAGCCUGGGUCCAAUCUGGGUACCCUGUACUUGUCUGGACCUACUGGACGCCAGAUCAAAGACGAAUUGCCGUUCAGCUAGGCCAUGAUACAAUUAUGGGCAUGUGCAAAGUUCAAAAGGAGACCUGUCAAAUGACAAGUUCAAGGCCAGUGUUGGGAUGCGUUCGCAGCACAAGUGGUCUUGGAUUCAUCCAUACUUGCUUGAUGGGAAUCUUUGUUGGUGCACCCACCUAUCUCGUAUCACCGGUUGAGUUUGCUCAAAAUCCAAUAUCUCUCUUCCACACGUUAUCUAGAUACAAGAUCAAAGACACUUACGCAACCCCGCAAAUGCUUGACCACGCAAUGUCGAUUAUGCCAGGCAAGGGUUUCACGCUUCACGAACUGAAAAAUAUGAUGAUUUCUGCCGAGGGAAGGCCACGGGUUGAUGUAUUUCAAAAGGUUCGUCUGCACUUCGCAGCGACAGGUAUGGAUCGGACAGCCAUUAAUACUAUCUACUCACACGUUCUCAAUCCCAUGAUUGCGUCUAGAUCGUAUAUGUGUAUUGAACCGAUCGAGCUUUGGCUAGAUACAGGGGCACUGAGGAGAGGCUUGAUUUAUCCAGUAGAUCCCGAUUCUGAUUCGAGAGCACUCUUGAUUCAAGACUCAGGCAUGGUUCCUGUUUCGACACAGAUAGCCAUCGUUAAUCCAGAAAGCCGGAACCUCUGUCACGACGGUGAAUAUGGAGAGAUUUGGGUUGAUUCAGAAGCUUGCGUCAAAUCUUUUUACGGUUCCAAGGAUGCUUUUGACUCUGAGAGAUUUGACGGCCAUACUGUAGACGGUGAUCCUGGUGUGCAAUACGUCCGUACCGGAGACCUCGGGUUUCUUCACAAUGUCAGUCGACCUAUUGGACCUAACGGAGCUCAAGUAGAUAUGCAGGUUUUGUUUGUCUUAGGGAACAUUGGAGAAACAUUCGAAAUCAAUGGUCUAAGCCAUUUCCCAAUGGACAUCGAAUUAUCUGUUGAAAAAUGUCACCGAAAUAUUGUACCUGGUGGUUGGUAAGUUGUUCCUUGUGUUUGAAACAUCAUCUCUUUCUGACGACUACAUAGUGCCAUAUUCCAAGCGGGAGGUUUGAUUGUAGUUCUAGUUGAAGUGGGCAGGAAAGCUUAUCUAGCAUCUAUUGUACCCGUCAUUGUCAAUGCGAUAUUGAACGAGCACCAAAUUGUGGUUGACAUAGUAGCAUUUGUCGCCCGUGGGGAUUUCCCACGGUCAAGGCUUGGCGAAAAACAAAGAGGGAAGAUACUGGCUAGUUGGGUCACUCGAAAAAUGCGCACGAUGGCGCAGUUCGGCAUCAGGGAUCCGGAAUCUGCUAUGUCAGACACAACAGAAGCUCCCUUGGAGCGGACAGCCGUCGCUAGCCUUCGCAAUAGCAGUGUUAUGGCCAGCAGUCUUCGAAAUGUUGAGCCUGCUCCACAGAUUCUCGAGGAACAGGAACUUGAGCGCCAAAGAGCUCAAGGGCAAAUCAAUGCCGCCCCAUUGCCAACCGGGAUUUCAGAGAUGCCUGCUCAUAACUACAAUGAAAAAAUCGCUGGCGGUAACGCGUCGGAGAAGAGUGAUGACACUACAACCAAUAACCGAGCCAAUCACUUUGAGUUGCCCGCAGAGGAAUACGGCGCUUCUAAGAACACUCUACCAGCGCACAGCGGAAAUGAUUUCACUGUUCCUGGAUUCGGGCCAUUUGAUUCCUUAGACAGUUCUCCACCUCCAUUUGGCCCUAAACCAGGUGACACUGAUCAUCAAAACAACGUGCAGGCCAACGACGGCCGCGGUGAUAUUUGGAGCUUACCAAGCCAACAAGCCGGAGGAGGUCUGCGAAUCCAGAAUGGAGCUGUUGACGACGACGAUGAUGACAGCUGGAAAGGUGAUGCUUUGAUGCACAUGAACUUAGCAGGGCGGUAAUGUAGACAGGAAGAAAGUGGACAUAAGUAGAAGUAAAGCGGACAUGUUGAUGUAUAUAACGUGACUUGCCUUGCGGAGACAAGAGACAUAAAGCUUAGUGGUGCUAGGAAGGAAAUCUGGGCAGCGCACGCGCGAUCUCGUUGUAGGAGGGGCAGGGCACAAGCUCGUGCUAUUUUAAGUUACACAGAUACCCCGUAAGAGAAGUGGUCAUUACUUUGAACACACCUAGGUCAGAACAAUGUAAUGUUACCCGAAAAGCCUCGCACAACUAGAAUAGUUAUACGAGCGAUUUAGGACAGAUGAAAUGAAU